Molecule: messenger RNA, 3232 nt
Organism: Cuscuta epithymum
Lineage: Eukaryota; Viridiplantae; Streptophyta; Magnoliopsida; Solanales; Convolvulaceae
Source: the annotation of a GenBank genome assembly
CUCCUUUGAACAUGGAAAACGUAGUAUUCAAUUUGGCCUCAAAUUUGUUGGAAACCACAUCGGCAAAUGAUUUGUGAAGCCAAGGAUUGGUCGUUGAUAUGGGUAACCUUACUCACAACCGAAGGAAGGAGAUUGGGAAGAAUCAUCCUUCUUCACGCAAAGGUAAACGACAUAUUGGGUCUUCUUCUCAAAGUCGAGAUGAUUUUGAAACAUAUUACCAACGGAGAGAUGAGGAUGCGAUGUCCGACGAGCAACUACAACAACUAUUGGAGCAACAUAAUGGGCAUUUUUUCCAACAACAAGACAUCCCGACCAUUGACGAAGAAGAGCUUGAGGAUGAGGAUGCGGAGGAGGACGAUCCGACGGCCAAAGACGAGGGUGACGGCACCCCGCACGAUGACACCCACAUCGACGAGCCUUCUUCAUCCCAACCCGGUAAGAAAAACAGUAAAUCUGAACGUAUGCUAAAUAAUUUUGAUAAGUGGAAGGACCCGGAGACCAAGAUUUGGUACGCAACUUGCAAGUGGUGCAAGAAAAAUAUUAGCUUGGGACUUUCACAAGGAUACAGGACCGCCGCAAGGCAUCUUAAGGCAAAACACGCCGUGGAGUAUGUGAAAUUGGGCAAGGGCAAGGGUAAGCAAACUCAAAUAUCGAGGUUUGCAAAUAGCCAACCCUUUGGAAAUUUUUCAUAUGAUGAUUCCAAACAUUUGAGUGGUAUGUCUAACUUAAUUGUUGAAGAAAAUUUUCCUUUUAUUUUUUCGCAAGUCUUGCUUUAAGAGAUUAUGCUCAAGGUACUUUAAAUCCUCAAUUUAGAAAUUAUAGUCGCAAAACGAUUAAAAAAGAAGUUAUAAGACUUUAUGGUUUUGAAAAGGCUCAAUUACAAAACAAUUUCACAAACUUUGAUGGCCGCACUACAAGAAAAUUGACCUUUUGCGACGAAUAAUUUGCGACCGACUAUGAAUAUGGUCGCAAUAGAUAUACUAAUAACGACCAAAUUUUAUAUGGUCGCAAAUGAUUAAUUUUUUCGGGACCAUUUUAAUUUCCGUUCGCUACUUCUCUAAUUUCCCGUCCCUAAAAGUUUUGUUUAGGCGGGUGGCGGUCAAUCCAAAAAAGAGCUCUAACUUUUUAUUUUCUAGGGAGUACUUUUCUUUGUUUUUCCUUUAAUUAAAAAAUUGAAAAACAAACCCUGGAGCCCAUCUGCGACUUAGCCUCACGAUUGCAAUCAUACCCUAGCUUCGUACCAUUCUUCUUCUCAACUUGGCCGCUCCUCAAUCAACUCUCCGAGAAACAUCAUCGCUCGUUCGCGGUUUUUCUUCUGCAAUUCUUUCGUCUUCGCUGCAAUACUUCAAUUCACGAAUUGGAGAAGAACAAAUCCAGACUAUCACAAACGCCGACUACUGGUCUGCCUUCAUAGUAGCCACUUUCCUCGUUUUUGGAAGGGGAAGGAAUUAAAACGAAGAUUAUUCAAAUAGGAAGAAGACGAAGGAAACCUAGCAGCUAACCAGGUUUCGGAACAGCCACGAUUGUUCUACUCUUGUCGUUUCGUUUCUAUCACUAAAAUUUGUCAAAAUUUCAGUUAAAAUUCAACGGAAGAAGCUGCUCGCAGGUUCAAAUGUCUAUUACUUGGGUGCUCCCCGAAGUAACUUGGCCGCUCCCCAAACAGAAAGCCACAUCAAGUUGUCAAGGUAAACACAUUUUCCCAUCACUAUUUUAGCAAUAAUCUUAUGAAAGUGCUGCAGACAGUUCUUAUUAUCUAAUUUUUGAAACUUAUUUGUUCUCAUUUCAACUAGUUUUGUUCAUUGUAUGAGAAAUUUGAUUGUUCAUUUUUCUAUUCUGAUUUUAAUGUGUUAUGCAAGUGAAUUGGUACAGUUUUGGUUUUGAUGUUGUUAUUUGGGCUCUUUUGAUUACAUAUUGGUACCCCCUUUAAUGAUUUCUCUGCUUUUUCUGGACUACACUGUUUGGCUAUUUCUCAGAUUUUUCAUUUCCGUUUGGUUCGAAAUCAUACUGAAACAAUAACAGGAGAAUUUACACACAAAAAUAACAAUAAAAAUUACGCAAAACAAGAGUAUGUAUGCAAGAAAAAAAAGAGGGCAUAUACGAGUUGUGGGCUUAUUCAGUAGACUGCUUCCUGACUUUUUGUCCAGGGAGGAAGCUUUCGAGGCUAUUGAUCUUAACAAGGUGCCACUUCAGUUCUUUAUUAAAGUCUUGCUCUAGAUCAAACUAAAUUCACAUAGAUAAAAACGCAUACAUAGUUAAUGAGCACUAUUCUGUACUAAAUUGCUGCUUAUGUUAAUUAUGAAGUACUUAAUUCUUCUUUCAAUGUUAAUCUGUAAUGGGUAAAAUCACUAAUUUAAGAUGUUUCUCAAUUUACAAUUUAAUCAUUUCAAUUUAAUCGUUCUCUAUGUUAUUUCAGAGUGUUGAUCUGUUUAGUUUCAUAGUUGCAUUUCCAGUCUGCCAAUCAGAAAAUCUGAGCUUUCCCCCGUUCAGGAUAUGCAUCUUUUAAGAAAACCAAUAUGAUAGCUUUGAGAUCGAUUGGGGUUCGAACAUCGGAAUAAGCUGGAGUGUUGUAUAUAUCAGUGUGAUUCCAUUUCAAGAAUAAUCAUAUAGUCUUCAAUGAGCUGGAUUAUACUUUUCACAUUUAAGCUGAUUUCAUAACAAGUUAAUAUUUGAGCUGCACUGAUUUUCUUUCCUUGCUUGAUAUAAAUUUCAGAGUAAUACUCUGAGGUGUUAGGAUUAAGUGGAAGGCCGGUCAACUUUGGAAAAUCAUCACCUAUACCACAUUCCAUUCAAACAAGCGGAAAUCAUACACAAGCUUGGUGCAACAAACGUCUGAGUUUAUAUUGGAUGAUGAAAUUCUUAAGAGAGUCGAUUCACACAUGUUGAUGUUAAUUGUUAAGGUUGCUAUUGCAGAUAGCUCAGGUCAUUUUUAUGUAAUAUUGACGUCAACGGGGUUACGGGGCUGCUGCAUGAAGAUGAAUUACCUCAUGCUUUGCAAUAUACAGACUAUGGAGUAUAUGAUCCUGAAAAGAUUAAAGAAAUGUUGUAUAUAUCAAGAAAACAAAGAUGGGUGGAUCAUUCCCAGUCAUCACGUGUGAAAAGUGAAAAGAUGAGACGCUAGCUACUUGUUUUAACUAUUUUAGUAGAUUAGAUGAAUAGAUGAUGUAGUUGAUGAUUAAAUACUUUUUGUAUCAUUGAUUUAGAACCAAAAGUUAAAUAAUUAUAUGCAAAUAAG